This is a messenger RNA of Pseudoliparis swirei, 1242 nucleotides long. Its product is annotated as kazal-type serine protease inhibitor domain-containing protein 1-like. The record is from RefSeq and is a predicted model, not a curated record. Gene Ontology annotation, biological process: regulation of cell growth; regulation of signal transduction. Gene Ontology annotation, molecular function: insulin-like growth factor binding. Bases 168 to 1052 code for a protein of 294 amino acids. The transcript is spliced from 4 exons. Lineage: Eukaryota; Metazoa; Chordata; Actinopteri; Perciformes; Liparidae. Gene Ontology annotation, cellular component: extracellular region.
GUUGCGGCGGAGCGGCGCGCGCAGCUCCGCUGUGUACAAGUUCAGAGGGUUUUUAACUUUUAACUUAGACGGUCUCCGGUUCGGGACUGAGAGGUCGUGAGGGUCUCAGGCUCUGGUUCUGGUUCUGGGUCGUUUGGAGCUAAACGGAACCCGGAGACCGGGUAACGAUGCCGGGUCUGAGCGGACUGGUCCUCCUGGCUCUCUGUCUAAACCUCCACACAUGCCGGGUCCUCCCCGACCAGCUGCCCGGCCUCAGCACCGCGCCGCCCGGCAGAGUCCCGCUCCCCGACCCGCUGGGGGGCUGCGGGCCGUGUGAGCCGGACCUGUGCCCGCAGACCCGCGGCUGUAGGGCCGGGCUGGUGCCGGACCCCUGCGGCUGCUGCACGGAGUGCGGCAACCUGGAGAGGCAGACCUGCGACCAGGGGGACCGCAGCAUCUUCUACGGGCUUUGCGGGACCGGGAUGCGGUGUCUGGCGGACCCGCGGGGAGGAGGAGGGGGGGCAGAGGAGGAGCAGGAGGAGCAAGAGGAGGCGCUGUGUGUAUGUGAGGACCAGAAGGUGGUCUGUGGCGCUGAUGGAGUCACUUACAUGAACAUGUGUCAGUUCAAAGAGGCCGCCUUCUCCAGACCAGACCUCCAGACCAGAGGGAGGGGGCCCUGUAAGACCGCCCCGGUUAUCAAGGUGCCCCCCCUCAGCCAGGUGAACCGGACCGGCAGCCUGCUGGUCUUCCUGUGUGAGGUGUUUGCGUUCCCGAUGGCGUUGGUGGAGUGGAGGAAAGAAGGCGGAGCCACGGUGCUGCCCGGGGACGACCCCCACCUCUCGGUCCAGUCCCGAGGCGGUCCCUUGAAAUUCGAGGUCUCCAGUUGGCUGCAGAUCGAGGGGGCGGAGCCAGAGGACUCGGGGACCUAUCGCUGCGUCGCUCGCAAUAACAUGGGCUCAGUGUCGGCCACCGCUGUGCUGGGGGUACUGGGAGCAGAGGAGCUGUCAUCCUACCUGGCCAAUAGCGUGUCAGAGAUGAAGCACCUGAUGAACUACGAUCAGGACCUUUACUGAUCAGAUGUGAUGUCACUUCCUGUCACGUGACACCGUCGGACACUUCAGGCCAGUUUGUGUCCACCGAUUAUUAAAACAGUUUUUAUUAUAAAUGUUACUAUUGUUGUUGUUGUUGUUAUGGCACAGUCAGCAUGUUGAACAUGUUGACUCCUUUCAGCUUCUUUAUUUUCUCAAUAAAAGUUAAAUUUGC